Molecule: messenger RNA, 849 nt
Organism: Limanda limanda (common dab)
Lineage: Eukaryota; Metazoa; Chordata; Actinopteri; Pleuronectiformes; Pleuronectidae
Product: arylamine N-acetyltransferase, pineal gland isozyme NAT-3-like
Exons: 1
Coding region: 7-849 (280 amino acids)
Molecular function (GO): acetyltransferase activity
Source: RefSeq, a predicted model, not a curated record
GUGGACAUGGAUGUGCAGAAGUAUCUGAACCGGAUCGGGUCCCUUGUCCCGGCUGAGCCCGACCUGGACGCGCUGCGGUCGCUCCACACUCGUCACUUGCUGUCGGUGCCGUUCGAGGACCUGACGGUGCACAGCGGCGGGCGAGUCGAGCUCGAUCUCCCGCUGAUCUACGACAAGAUCGUGACCCGGCGCCGAGGAGGCCUCUGCUACGAGAACAACGGGCUCUUCUCCUGGCUGCUGUCCUCACUGGGCUUCCAGGUGACCAUGCUCUCCGCCCAGGUGAAGGGCCUGAUCACCGGGUUCUACGGGCCACCGUUUGACCACCUCGUCCUCCUGGUGACCCUCCAGGGCCGCCGCUGGCUGUGCGACGUCGGUUACGGCGCAGCAGGCUUCUCUGUGCCGAUUUCUCUGGAGACCAGCGGGCCCCAGGUGGAGGGCCACAGGGUGUACCGCAUCAGAAAGCAAGGGGAUGUGCACUUUCUGGAAUGGCAAGGAGUGGAGAACACAGGUGCGGAUGGAGUCUGGAAGGAGAUCUUGAAGUUCACCCUCGAUCCCAGGCGCCUGGAGGACUUCACGGACAUGUGCCAGUACCACCAGAGCUCCCCCUGCUCACUCAUCUUCUCCAAAUCCCUCUGCGUUAUUAUGAAACCAGGUAGAUGGCUCACCUGCAUGGGCCGCAGACUCAUCUCCACCACAUUCACCACUGAGGGAGCAGGGUUCAAAACCACCACCAGAGAACUUCAAGAUGAGGAGAUUACUGUCAUUUUGGCAGAGGAGUUUGGAAUUGUGCUGAAUUCUCCACUCACACCAAAGGAUGAGACAAUAACUCCACCCCCGGUCAUGUAUUGA